Messenger RNA from Mytilinidion resinicola, 708 nucleotides. Its product is annotated as ankyrin. Gene Ontology annotation, molecular function: protein binding. Bases 265 to 708 code for a protein of 147 amino acids. NCBI's taxonomy places the organism in Eukaryota, Fungi, Ascomycota, Dothideomycetes, Mytilinidiales, Mytilinidiaceae. The record is from RefSeq and is a predicted model, not a curated record. The transcript has a single exon.
AAUAGCGAUGACGGAAGCAAGAAUUUAGUCGGACGAGUGAUGCCGAUUCCGGACGAGCCAGAAAGGAAAGGCACCCCCGUGGAAUCAAAUAAAUCCGGCUUAGAGUUGCCAAGCUAGCAAACCCGGAAGUCCAAACUCACCAAAGCGACCUUGUUCUCUGCCGUCAUUGCUGGCGACAGUACCCUGGCACGAUCGACACUCCGGCAAGGUGUCGAUAUUGAGUCGAAAGAUUUCAAAGGAAGCCGAUCCCUUCACAAAGCUGCCAUGAAAAAUCGCUACGACGUUGUAGAGAUGCUUCUGAAUCAGGGAGCAGAGCCAAAUGCCCAAGAUAUCAACGGAGGAACAGCUCUGCACAGAACUAUCUGGGAGGGCGACAACCACAUGAUCGUCUGUGUACUCUGCGACAAAGGAGCCAACGUCAACGGGACAGAUACUGAGGGCAGGGCCCCUUUAUUUGUGGCAGCCUUGCAAGGUAAUACUCGCUGUGUCAAGGCUCUGUUGGAUCGAGGUGCCGAUGUUCAUCUGUUCAAAAAAGACCCAAAAUGGAGCAAAUGUGCGAUACACAUUGCCGCCCGGAAAGGACACGACGAGAUAAUCCGUUUGCUUGUGAAGGCCGGAGCUGAUGUCGAAGUUCCCGACCCCAUUGAAGGAUGGACUCCACUACACGAGGCAUCAUAUGGAGGCACCCCGAAACGUGCAAGACUGUGA